CUAGUUUCACUCCGCGACAUUUACAACGAUCGGGCGAAAGCAUUGGUGUUAACUUGCUGCCAAACUUACUUGAAUGCAUUCAACCACUUUGAACUAAACAUAUUAAUGACCAAACGAAAAUAGCACAGGCUGGAAUUCAACUCGGACGCAUUAACAGUUGCACUAAAAAUAGCGGAGGACUUAAAGCCCUUCACCUGCAGCGGGCUGUGAGGAGUUGCGAACUGCAGGAGUUCGGCGGGACUUGGGACAGACACGGCCACAGCCUUGUAUCAUUUGUGUGUGGAGUCGUUGGAAAGUGGUCAUUUCUUCCUCUCGAUUAACAGAAAGCAGCAUCGUUUGAGUUGACCCUGGUUCAGACUUCACCUGCUUAAUAUCGCCAGUUACAACAUGAGACAGGCUCGGAUAGGUGGAAUUCCAAAUGAUCAAGACCAGGAAAAGACAUCUGGUCAGGAUCUACCUGGCGAUCAGAAAGGAAAGACUAAAACUCAGGGAAGUUUCAAGGAAAUCUUGGGGAAGGUGACAAGAAACCAGCAUCAAGGCGAAUUUGCCAGCCCUUGCAUCACGAUUGACUGGCUACUUCUGAAACCCCUCCGAAGUGAAAAACAGUUCAAUUUCUGCGGACAUUCUAUACUCAUCACUCAACACCAUGGCAGCAAUUUGGGGUUCUCUGCUUCUAUCUGGGAAGCCGCUCUGGUUCUUUGCCAGUACUUUGAAAGGGAGAAGAUCGAUUUUUUGGGGAAAAAGGUGAUCGAACUGGGAUCUGGCACUGGACUCGUGGGGAUUCUUGCUGCCCUCCUGGGUGGGGAUGUUACAUUGACAGACCGAGAGAACGUGUUGAGUCAAAUACAAUACAAUGUCUCCAUUAAUAUCCCUUCUGACUCUAAACAUCGGUCAAAAGUCUGUCCGCUAUCCUGGGGCAAGGAUCACGUACACUUCCCCAUGGAUUACGACUUUAUUCUGGGCUCGGAUAUUGUAUAUACCUCCCUCACCUACCCCUUGCUACUGAAGACUUUGCACCACUUAUCCAAGGGGUCGACUAUCAUCUACCUCUCGUCCAAGUUACGGAAAGGAAAUCACUCCGUCAGUUUCCACGAGGAGCUAUUGCCCCAGUAUUACAACUGCCAACGGGUUCACUUAGUCGAGAGCAAAGCAAUCAACGUGUACAAGAUUAGCUCCAUUAAACCAGCGGCCAGCGACGAUGUGACCGCGUAGAUCUGAGGAACUUCCAGAGAGGACGUUCGAGGCAUUGCCAUUUGAAUUUUAAUAAGUUAGGUUGUAGGAGAUGGGUUUUGUUUUUGCUAUCUAUGUUGAUACAGAUCAAGGCAGCAACUUUGUUCUUGUGGAAAGUUCUUGUUAUUCAUUUGAAGUUAUAUUUGAAAGCAAAAUAAUAUUGUGCUGCCUUUGUAAUUAAAAAAAAAAUGGUCUGCACUCCACAGAAGCCAGUGUUCAAUCUACAGCUAAAAGCAACAAACUGCAAAUCUGGAAACUACUCUCAGGAAACAAAAAGCUUGUGUGAAGCCGGAGUGCUGUUAAAAUGUUACUGAAACAGUGUGUGAGCAGUUUAAGUUGAUGCUUCGACACGGUCAGCUAUGAACCUGACUGAUAACA
Messenger RNA from Amblyraja radiata (thorny skate), 1608 nucleotides. Its product is annotated as EEF1A lysine methyltransferase 3-like. The transcript is spliced from 4 exons. Bases 388 to 1212 code for a protein of 274 amino acids. Lineage: Eukaryota; Metazoa; Chordata; Chondrichthyes; Rajiformes; Rajidae. Gene Ontology annotation, cellular component: cytosol; protein-containing complex. The record is from RefSeq and is a predicted model, not a curated record.